This is a messenger RNA of Candidula unifasciata, 1344 nucleotides long. NCBI's taxonomy places the organism in Eukaryota, Metazoa, Mollusca, Gastropoda, Stylommatophora, Geomitridae. The record is from the annotation of a GenBank genome assembly.
AUGGAUUUCUCAUUUAACAUUAAUGAACUGUUUAAAGAGGAAAUAACAUGUGUAGAUGGCAGCUUGCAACUUUGCCAGAGUGAAACGAUGACUAGCCUGACUAGAGAAGGCAUCCAUCAGCUACAGCAGAAAUUAUCAACAGUUGUGGAUCAAAUGGGAGAAGCUUCUGCUAAGGCUCAGGGUUUGGACAAUCCAAUCACAACAGGCACCAAGUUGAAAGGUUCUGAUCAUAGACUCUACAUUUUGAAGGAUAGCAGCGGCAGCAGGGGAUGCAUUGUGGGUAUUCUGAAGGUGGGCAGAAAGAAUCUCUUCCUGUAUGAUAAAUGCAAAGUUCAGCACGAAGUUCAACCUCUGUGUGUCCUUGACUUUUAUGUUCACGAGUCUCGCCAGAGGAUGGGAUGUGGACGCAGGCUGUUUGAUUUCAUGCUACAGAGGGAAGGCAUCCCUGUACAGCAUUUUGCCAUUAACAGACCGUCGCCAAAGUUUUUGUCCUUUCUGGCAAAACACUACAAAAUGCAAGUGGCCAUUCCUCAAGUGUAUAACUUUGUCAUUUUUGAUGGAUUCUUUGACAAUAGAGAAGGAAACAAUCAGAACAGAAGAUCAGGCGAGAAUGCUAAUAUUGACAACAGCACAAGGUUCAGUAAGCAGAAUCUGAACUCAGGGAGGAGAUAUUACAACUCCCAAAAAACAGAGGAUGAAGCUGCAUGGAAUGUUUUAAACAAUUGGAUUUCACCAAACAGUGGCAGACAAAAUGAAAGACACAUGAGAGCUGGUCAGAUGAUGUACAGUCGACAUGGUGUCAUGGCUGGUGUACAGGACCAUGAUAGACCCAACUCAACCACAAACAGAUUUAGACAAGAUCCGUCAUCCAUCAACAGCAAUAUCUAUCGCAAUCAAACAAAUACUUAUAGCUCCAAUAAUUCAGUUUACGACUCCGGCCCGCCCACCGCCCAAAAGUACCUUGACCAGGAUAUCAGGCCUCCAGCACAGCUGAAGCAGACGCCAGAAUUGAACCCUCCCCUUUUACAACGUGAUGGACCACCUGUUAAUUACAGCGAUAUGCUCAAUCUACACCAGCGGUACCAGCAGCGAAAUGGCCACCUGACAAUACCUUCAGGGACUACAGCCAUAUCUCUUCCUGGCCCUCUGGCAUCGCAGUCUGCACACGUUCCGUCUGCACACGUCCCGUCUGCUGGCCAGAGCAGUUCCAUCAUUUUACAACCAAUCACUAAACAAUACAUCCUGGACUGUAACAAGUGUCUUACGGAACCAAACACAGAAUACAUUGGUGCCUCCUGGCGACUCCAGCAGUCAUCGGUGGUGGUGAUGGGAAUACUUCUUUGA